UCGUCGUCAUCUUCAUCAUCAUCAUCAUCAGCAUCAGCAUCAUCUCGAAUUUCUCUCUUGCAUCCAUCUUAACGCAGUCUCAACUCCCCCAUCCCAUCCCUGGAAUCCUUCAUCCAAAUGCGACCGAUCGAGACGGCAGCCGUCAUCAGUACGGUCGUCUGCGCACUCGCGUUGGUCUUCACGGCGGCCCACGACGCCAGCCCUCACCCAGCCCAUCCACCCAACCACCCGUUCCAUGGCACUGCCGACGCACCAGCCAUGGCCAUGGCGGGGCUCCGCGAGUCCUCCUCCUCCGACGCCGCGGCCUUCUCGUCUUCGUCCGCCUCCGACGCCCUGCGCGAUCGCGAGUACACCUUCCACCUCGAGAACGCCGCGUCGCCGACGCCGCCCGUCGCCUACCUCAUUCUUGGCGCUGUUCCGUUGCUGCUGGCGCUUGUGCACGUGGCGGUCGAGCGACCUCGCUGGCAGUUGGCUCCGCUGUACUUUGCCGACAUUCUGCUGCUGCUCGCCGCUGCCAUUCCGCCCGUCGGCGUCGUGUCGACCUCGGCCAUCGUGCUCGUGAUUGUGUUUGCAGCCAUCUCGGCCAUUCUUGGCAUCAUGUUUGCCGUCACAACGUUUCCGAUACCGUCGGGACCUUUUGACGUCGCUACACAAAGCUUGGACUGGCCGACACAAACCACAACUGUUCAUCUCAAUGCGAAACUGCCACAGCCGACCUAUCCGGCUGAUGUGGCUGGACCUCCGAAUGUUUCGGCCGAGUCGACUCCGUUCUGUGUGCAGGUCUUCUACCCGAUGCGCCUGAAAGAGUCUGCUGCACGAUCUGGAGGCGCGGAUGCCGAUCUGGUCAAGCGCUCGCCUGCGUCCUAUCUCGUCCACGGUGGCGAAUCGGCGAGGGCCUAUGCUUCGUUCAUUGGCAUCCCAGCGGCCGCCCACUUUCUCGUGUCGCACUUGAGUCUGAUCAAGAUGAACGCCACCGAAAAUGGUCCGAUUGCUCGAAAUGCCCAAUUUCCAGUCGCCAUCUUUUGCCACGGCUUGGGUGGCUCGCGCACUGCGAAUGCAAUCAUCUGCAAAGAGCUGGCAUCCUUUGGCUUUGUCGUGCUUUGUCCCGAGUUCCAUGACGGCAGUGCCUCGUACACUGUUCUGCCCGACGGCCGCGAGAUUCGCUACCAGCGGCCAUCGCGCAGUGAUGACGAGUGGCUGUACUCCUUCCGGCACCGGCAGUUGCGCCAUCGCACAACGCAAGUGCUUCGGCUCCUUGCGGGUCUUGACGAAUUGAACGACCGAGGUGUUGGCAGCAUUACCUCGUUCAAAGGAAAGCUGGAUCCAUCCCGAGUUUUGCUGAUCGGACAUUCGUUCGGAGCUGCGACAGCCAUCUAUGCAGCAAUGCAGGGGGAUCGUCGUGUUCGGGCAGUGGUCGCAUAUGAUGCUUGGAUGUUCCCAAUCGGCCCGAACGUGGCGCGACACCCCAUCCCAAACUUCCCGCCAAUCCUUUCGAUCGACACCGAGCUGUUUGACGAGUCUCGCAAAUUGAUGCACGUUCUUCUCGAACAAGUCCGCACUGCCGCUCCAGAAACGACGCCGACGGGGCUCUGGCUCAAAGUGCGCGACACUGGCCAUCAAAACUUUACCGAAUUUCCCUUCUUUUUCCCGCAGGUUCUUCGAAGAAUGGGCAAGUCGGGCAAAAUGGAUCCGGCCGCCGCGAUGGCCCUCAUCAAUGCGUUAACGCUGCGAUUCAUCGGCAGAUACUUUGGCAGCGUUGGACAAUUCAUCCCCGAAAUCGCUCGAGCCCGCCAAGCCGGUACUGUGCUCGAGCAGGCCUUGGUGGCCGCCGACAUUAUCGCCGUAGCCGACGCUGAGCAUGUCACCACAAUUGAAAUCACUCGCCAAUCAACUUGAAUGUUGAACAAAUGGUGUCAUUCAAAUCAUCAGACAGCAAAAUAAAAUCGCAAACACGAAACAA
Molecule: messenger RNA, 1960 nt
Organism: Capsaspora owczarzaki ATCC 30864
Lineage: Eukaryota; Filasterea; Ministeriida; Capsasporidae
Exons: 4
Coding region: 118-1896 (592 amino acids)
Molecular function (GO): 1-alkyl-2-acetylglycerophosphocholine esterase activity
Source: RefSeq, a predicted model, not a curated record